This is a messenger RNA of Monopterus albus (swamp eel), 3008 nucleotides long. It is a transcript of the gene gramd2aa, whose product is annotated as GRAM domain containing 2Aa. The record is from RefSeq and is a predicted model, not a curated record. Lineage: Eukaryota; Metazoa; Chordata; Actinopteri; Synbranchiformes; Synbranchidae. Gene Ontology annotation, molecular function: phosphatidylinositol-4,5-bisphosphate binding. The transcript is spliced from 12 exons. The coding region runs from base 121 to 1209 and encodes 362 amino acids. Gene Ontology annotation, biological process: regulation of store-operated calcium entry. Gene Ontology annotation, cellular component: endoplasmic reticulum membrane; organelle membrane contact site.
UUUUCCACAGAGCAGCUGGCUAGCAUCAGGACAGGACAGGCCGCUCAGAGGAAGGAUACCUUGAGAACAGGUCUUCUACGCUCAGUCUAGGGCACUGAGGGUGACUUUCAGGAGGUGUUCAUGGGAUGCACUAUCUACGCAGCCAGCCCUAAGGCCCUGCCUGCCGACGAGGCCACAGGCCAGGAGAGAUACUACCGACCCCCCCACUACCGCCACCCCCAUGGUAACUGCAGUCAGAGGAUAGCAGCCAGCAGAGCCAGGGCCAGGAGCAUGACCGAGCAGCAGGAGCAGAGCGAAGACACAAGCCUGCUCUCAACUCAGGUUCUGGACCCUUCUAAGGAUGAUGACACACAUGGCCACUUCAGGUUUCAGCUGAUUGAAGACCUGUCCUAUGAAGAUGUAAAGAAAUGUUACCGUGAGUCGACUGUCAGCAAGUACAACUCGCAGUAUCACAAACUGUUCCAGUGUGUGCCCAAGGAUGAGAUCCUCAUGAAAGUGUACUCAUGUGCUCUUCUCAGAGAUAUCCUUCUACAAGGUCGGCUCUACAUUUCCAGAAACUGGCUCUGUUUCUAUGCCAACCUUUUUGGCAAGGACAUUAAGGUGGCUGUCCCCGUUGUUUCUGUGAGGCUGGUGAAGAAGCACAAAACAGCAGGCCUGGUGCCCAAUGGCUUGGCUAUCACUACAGAGGCUGGCCAGAAGUAUGUAUUUGUGUCUCUGCUAUCAAGAGAUAGUGUAUAUGAUGUCCUCCGCAGGAUCUGCACACACCUACAGGUCAAUGGGAAGAGUCUGAGCUUGAAGCAGCUCCUGGAGGAGCCAACGUUAUCGUUGGAUGAUUUUCCAGCUCCGGACGAAUUCCCGGUGGUCAAUGAAUUCCCAUCAGUGUUAAAGUGGAGGAGGAAACCCUCGGUGGUGUCUGUGUCCUCCUCCCUCCCAGACCUCCUGGGGAACUCCACCAGCAGCCUGAGCGCAGCAGACACACCCUUCAAAUCAGAGCCGCCGCUGGAAGAGCAAGCUCUGCAGCCAGACAGAGGUCUUUUAUCAGAGCCAGGGGCAGAGUUGGGCCAGAUGGAGUACCAGCUGCUCAAGUUCUUCACCCUGCUUAUUAUUCUCCUCAUCCUGUCAUCGUGCUACUUGGCCUUUCGUGUGUGCAGUCUGGAGCAGCAGCUGUCCUUCCUCAGUAACUCAAACCUGCCCUUCAGAGAGAGGUAACUGUCAUCUGCUGUUAACCACAGGAUUGGCUGUUGUUGACCCUUCUCAUGCUGACGUCCUCCUGCACAAAUACGGGACAAGCUCAGAGCCCAGAGCAGAUCAGCCCCAUGCCAGUCGCAGCACACAAAGAACAUACAUCAUCCUGAUUCCGGGCAACUUCUAGUGAUCACUUUUACACUAUGCAAACAGACUGUCUGUCUAUUUAUUUCUGAAUGUAAAUAGAUUUUACUUACAAAUAUGACAAUCCACCAUAGCCCGUUUCAUCUCAGAGACAUUUAUUCAUUAAACACAUGGCGCUAGAGUAUAAAGAGAUCCUGAAAUACUGAGCAGAUCACAGUUCCUGCUGUUUGUGACACUGAUGAAGUUUAGGAGCAGUGACAGAGACAAGAGGUGAGGUUGGUGUUAAAGGGUGGAAGGGUCAGCCCCACAGAUCAGAUCAGUAAUUACUUGAAAAGAUACAUAAAGUAAAGACAUUUCAAGUGAUGUGCUGGCAGUCACCCAUUAAAAUCUGAGAUAUGACUGACUCAGUAGGACGGCUAAAACUAGCUGCGGCAGUGCACUUUUUCCAACUAUGUCCACAUUAUUUCAAAUAACUGUUUUGAACCUUUAGCACUAACCUUUGUCUGAUAAUAGGUACAGUACUCAUUUGAUAUUUUUGAAGGUGGUUAUGGAAGGAAGUGGUGUUAUGACCACAAAUACUUUACUGAAUGAAAUGACUUGUCAUAAUGCAUAAUUUUUGUUUUUAGCUCUACUAAUUUGCUCUAUGAAAGGACUAUAAGGAGUGUUUUUUAAAAAUACAUUUCAAAUGAAGUUACUAGAGGCUUAAAAUGACACACUGAGGUUCUGAGUGUUUAUCUUAUCGUAUCAUUGUCUGAAGAUAUUUGACUGAUUUUGCACAGAUGAGUAAAAAUGUAGUCCUAGACUUGUUUGCAGAAGCCUAUGCAUUAUAUUGGAAACAACAUGUAGCUAAGCAGGAGACAUUGUUGUAGCUUUCAGGUUAUUUUUGGAUUGGUUUGUGUGCCAUGACUUUGCUAUCUGAAGUUUCAUCCUGUCAUACUGAGACUACAGAGAGGACCAUCAUGAAAAGGCUAGACUCCAACAGCACCUGUAUAAGUCAGUCUAACUGGAACACAAUAUUGGCAGAAGCACACAGUACUGGCUGUACACCAGCAGUAUAGUUUUCUUCUAGGUGUCUCAGUUUAAAUUCAAUAGCUGGUCAGAAACUACAAAAAACAGCUUUGACUUUAGUCAACUUAUAGAUGAAUCAGGGACGAAUCUAGAAAAUUUUGAAUGGGGUGGGCAGGCUGGGGCACAGACUCAGAGAGGGGUGUUACAUUUGAAAUACAUGUAAAAAGUAAAUUAAACCCUUAGUUCUAUGCAAUAAUAAAUUAUAUAUUAUUACAAAUGAAAUUGUUUAUUCUGUUUAAAAGUGAGACACAAUGCUUUUUCAGUUGACUUUGGCUGCGCCCCGUAUUCACCCCCGGUCAGAGACCUUGUUGCUGCGCAGUGGUUCCCCACCCGCUGAGGCGAAUCAAUCCAAGUACUCCACAACAACACAACUGGACAAAUGAAUGCAGAUAUCAUGCUGCAUGCAUGAUAUAAAAUAAAACUGGCCACUCCCUGGCUCCGCCCAUUAUUGAUUUGAUUUGAUUUAUUCUUUCAAUACGAAUACAAAUACAAGCAUUACAUUGUUUGAUGAGGAUUUUUUUUUCAUUGCACUUUAAAGCUUUUCAAGUGAUAGUUAUAUGAUGUGCAGCAAGUGUAUGACAUGCCAUGCUUUGAUUAAUAAAAUACUGUAU